Messenger RNA from Rotaria sp. Silwood1, 373 nucleotides. Lineage: Eukaryota; Metazoa; Rotifera; Eurotatoria; Philodinida; Philodinidae. The record is from the annotation of a GenBank genome assembly.
AUGAGAUGCUUUCAAUAUGGAAAUUCAUUACCAAUUUCUGAUAAAGAACUACAUAAAAUAUAUUCUGAAUAUGAUCUAAUAAAAUUACAUGCACAUUUCUAUCCAACAUGUGAAUGGAUUGAAGAACUUGCAUAUGCCGGCUUUUAUUUAGAUGCUGCAGGUACUCAUGUUAAAUAUCCAUGGUGUAUUGUUGAAUUAUCUGAACAAAGAUUUGAGGAUAUAAUACGUCGACGACCAUCUUUCCCUGUUUUACCACUAUUAAAUGAUGAACCAUGGACAGCAAUGCGUGUACAUAUGCAUGAAAAUGAACAGUUGCUGGAUAAAGAUAAUUCAUGGUGUUUAUGGAUUCGUCGAAAACCAGAUGGACACUAUC